UUGGGUUGGCGGGUUACAAAAACUCAUUGGUUCCAGAACAAAAGAGCCAGAUCGAAAUCGAGGCACAUCGAGCAAGAGUACAACACCCUAAAGCAGGACUAUGAGACACUGGCAUCUAAGUCUGAGUCACUGAAAAAAGAGAAUCAAGCCCUACUUAACCAGUUGGAGAUGCUAAGAAACGUAGCAGAUAGGCAUCAAGAAAACACCAGGAGGCUGGACUCCAUUGGAAACAGUAGCAGUGAAGAUUCUGAUGAUCGAAUAACCAAUUCGCCAACCAAAAACGAUGCAAACAUUACGUUAGAAAGCUAUAGCCAAGAAAUUAGCGUUCCAUUUUAUGAGAAUGUUGCAUACGAGACCUUUGACAUGAAUUUUUAA
Molecule: messenger RNA, 375 nt
Organism: Cynara cardunculus var. scolymus (artichoke)
Lineage: Eukaryota; Viridiplantae; Streptophyta; Magnoliopsida; Asterales; Asteraceae
Product: homeobox-leucine zipper protein ATHB-7-like
Exons: 3
Biological process (GO): positive regulation of DNA-templated transcription
Cellular component (GO): nucleus
Molecular function (GO): DNA-binding transcription factor activity; sequence-specific DNA binding
Source: RefSeq, a predicted model, not a curated record